GUAUGUGUCAUAGUCUUGGGUGGUGUGAGGACGAUAUUAUUCGAAAACGGUGAAAAAAGUAAGCCAAAAAUAAUGGGCCGGGUUAAAGCGACCACUAGAAAAAAGGGAGGGCAUACGGGACAAUCUAUGAAGAAAGCACUAGAACUAGUCAAAGCUGGAAUGAGUAUUAGGCAAGCAAGUAAAGAGUGCAAUCUUAAAUAUCCAACGGUUAGAUUAUAUGUGCACAAAUACAUUGUAAAUCCACAUGUUCGCUUAACACAAAAUUACGCAGUCAAUACGAUUUUUACACCUGAAGAAGAAGUAAAAAUAAUAGAAUAUAUUAAAUAUUGCGCUGAAAUAUUUUAUGGUUUAACUACUAAAAAUUGUAGACGUGUUGCUUAUUAAAUGGGAAAGCCAACAAUAUCAAAGUACCCGCGUCCUGGAUCAAAUCAGAAAUGGCUGGAUUUGAAUGGCUACGUUAAUUCAGAAAAAGACACCCGGAAGUUUCUUUAAGGAAACCAGAAGCCUGCAGUUUGGCAAGGGCAAGUGCUUUUAAUAAACACAAUAUUGAAUCAUUUUUUCACAAUUUAAAAUCAGUUAUGGGGAGACACCCAACAUUUGCAGAUGGCACUAGGAUUUACAACUUAGAUGAAACUUCAACUACCACAGUACAAAGACUGUCUAAGGUAUUAGCACCGAAACGCACAAAUGUAUCCAAAAUUACAAGUGGAGAGAGGGGUACCCUUGUCACAACCUGCUGCAUUGUUAAUACAACCGGACAAGCUUUGCCUCCGGCUAUGGUUUUCCCCAGGAAAAAGUUUCAACCUCACAUGUUACAUGGAGCGCCAUCAGGUUUAGCUGCUGCUUCUCGGUGGAUGAAUGCCGAGAUAUUUGUAGAUGUAAUGAAACACUUCAUCAAACAUGUAUCAGCUUCAAAAGAAAAUCCUGCACUUUUAAUUAUGGAUAAUCAUGAGAGUCAUCUUUCGCUUGAGGCACUGGACCUUGCUAAAGCUUCAGGAGUCACUGUUUUAACCCUUCAUCCACACACCACUUCAAAACUUCAACCACUUGACGUUGGAUUGAACGGUCCAUUUAAGUCAUACUACAAUGCAGCAGUGGAUUCAUGGCUAUUAAGAAAUCCGGGACAAUGUUUAACUAUUUCCUAUAUUGCAGAAUGUGUGGGAAUCGCAUAUAUGAAGGCGAUGACUCCGAUAAACAUAAUCAACUCAUUUAGGAAAACUGGUAUAUUCCUAUUUGAUCAAUUUAUAUUCACAGAGGUUGACUUUAUGCCUAGCCCGGUGACGGACAGCUCACAUACCUUAGAAGACAUUGAAAACCGACAGGGUGAAAAAUCUCCGUCACCAUCUCUUCUCGAUAAUGUUGAUCCGGAACUCAAAGACUCAAACGAAGACAAAGAUAUCACGCCUCCAGGAAUUGUCACACCCGAAGCGCCAUCUCCAUCUAUAGUUGAGAAUAACAAUUCGCAACUUGAUUCUCCCGACGGCCCAGAUUCCCUUAAGCAAUUAAUGUGUUCGUCAAAAUGUUGGUAAUCAGCCAGAUUCAUCCAAUAUCCGAGAUAAUCUCCAAAUACCGUCUCCAACUGUUAAAAAUAUUCAUCCACGUGAAACUCUUCAACCUACUCCUUCGACAAGCAGAAAUAUUACUGCACUCCUGGAAUUCAUGCCUCCAAUAAAAGCAAAACCUCGUGAUCCAAAAAGACGUAGAACACCUGGAAGAAGCAUGAUAGCUACGGAUACUCCAGAAAAAAGAUUGUAUUGCCGCUAAGAGAAUAAAAGCGAAUUAGAAGCUGAUUAAAAAUGUCAAGCAAGACCUAUUCACCCAAAAUACUAAAAAAAAAGACAGGUAAAAAUAAGAAGAAACCCAACAUUGCCAAUAAUCCAGAGACAUCAGAGGAAGAAGAAUUUGUAGCGAGUGGAGAAUCGUCUGGUGGUGAGGAAUAUGUCAGUGAAAACGAAUUUGAGUAUGGUGAAAUUAUACUACAUGGCAACUUCUUACCAUUGACUCGAGAUCCAAGGGAGCAAGAAUAUGUCGGCGUGUUAUUUCCAUUUAAGAAAUCCUCUGUUUAUUACGUUGUCAAAAUUUUAGAAGACAUUUAUUAUUUUUCUGUGAGAAGUAUAUUAUUUUAU
Molecule: messenger RNA, 2126 nt
Organism: Leptidea sinapis
Lineage: Eukaryota; Metazoa; Arthropoda; Insecta; Lepidoptera; Pieridae
Exons: 2
Coding region: 579-1529 (316 amino acids)
Cellular component (GO): nucleus
Molecular function (GO): DNA binding
Source: RefSeq, a predicted model, not a curated record